CUAACUCGACGGAGCAAGUGAAUCCUCUGGCUGGGCUCAAUAAAUGAGGAAACUGCUACCUCGUGCUACAAAAAAGCUAUAUCAUCCCAAUGGCCUAAACAAGCCAGGAGAUAGCCAUUCGAAUCAAACAACAAACCCUCAAAAUGAAAAUCCGACCUGCCUACCCAGCCGACAUCCAAGCCAUUGCCCAUAUCGGGUCAUUGGCAUUCGCAGAUGAGCCAAUCUACGAACACUUCUUCCCUUAUCGCAAGGUAUACCCGGAGGAUUUCAAAGCUUAUUUUGUCGAGGAUAUGACGCGGUUUAUGGUCACUCCAGGCCAUCUAGCUAUGGUGGCGGAACUGGAGGGUGACGAUGAGCAGGUAACAGAGCCAAUUGCAGGUAGCAGGGUCGUUGCGUUUGCGACAUUUGUUCGGUAUGGGACGUCGGGGGAGUUGAGGAGGUGGAAUCCAGACUCCUACUACAAAUGGUUCUGGCGUGUCCUCCUCGGAUCUCGAUCCACGGUGAACAGCUACAUCGCUCCGAAUCGAGCUAUUUCCUUCAAGGCAAUCGAUAGCUAUUACGGACAAGCGGCAAAAAUACAUGCUCAGUACCUCGAUGCGGACCAAGGGAAACUCGAGUUCAAGACCCUGGCAGUGCAUCCUGCCUACCAGCAUCGGGGAUAUGGCUUCAAACUGGUACAAUUUUGCGGAUAUCGGGCCUCCAAAGAAGGGGUAACUGUCUUUGGUGAUGCAUCUUCUCAUGGUCUGCCCCUCUAUGUUCGCAAUGGGUGCAAGGAAAUUGGGAAGAUACAUCUUCCUUCUCAAAAGGUCGACCUUGGUCCUCAUGGCGUGCACAAUAUUCCAGAGUUAGAUGUGGUGGUGUUGAGGUGGAAAGCUGAUGGUCCUCUGGGUUGAUACUUAUGGUUGUGCUCCUUUCGUCUUAAUCAUAUACUCUAAAGGAAAAGCCCGUCGCGUCACCUGAAUUACAUUGAACUAUCAAGCUGGAGCUGCUGCUGCUAUUGGACGGUUUGCUUGAUUGCAUGCCAGAAGUAAGCAUUAGCAACAUGGAGUCUCACUCGAGGGUUUACACCUAAAAGAGAAAGAGAAGGAAUGAACACUUUAGCUAUAUAUCACUA
Messenger RNA from Aspergillus pseudonomiae, 1114 nucleotides. RefSeq names its product acyl-CoA N-acyltransferase. NCBI's taxonomy places the organism in Eukaryota, Fungi, Ascomycota, Eurotiomycetes, Eurotiales, Aspergillaceae. The transcript is spliced from 2 exons. The coding region runs from base 144 to 893 and encodes 249 amino acids. Gene Ontology annotation, molecular function: acyltransferase activity, transferring groups other than amino-acyl groups. The record is from RefSeq and is a predicted model, not a curated record.